Messenger RNA from Trichophyton rubrum CBS 118892, 561 nucleotides. RefSeq lists its product as uncharacterized. Gene Ontology annotation, cellular component: ribonuclease H2 complex. Gene Ontology annotation, biological process: RNA catabolic process. NCBI's taxonomy places the organism in Eukaryota, Fungi, Ascomycota, Eurotiomycetes, Onygenales, Arthrodermataceae. Bases 1 to 561 code for a protein of 186 amino acids. The transcript has 4 exons. The record is from RefSeq and is a predicted model, not a curated record.
AUGCUCGCUCUACGGCCCGCGACGGCCAAGGAGAGGGAUCAAAGGCUGGAAGAUCAGCCAGAACCAGACCAGGAGAAUGCAUCCCAGUCCCAAUCAUGGGUCAGCAGCGCUCAUACACCAAUAUCUGUGUCGAUGAACAUACUACCCUGUCGAAUUCACCAUGAUGGCCCGGUAGAAGUCUCAAAAAGAUACUGGAAUCCAGUCCGCGACGGGGGUUCUGAUAACAAACAGUUGGUGUCGACUGCAUAUUUCCGUGGCCGAAAGUUGCGCGGUCGUUCCGUACCCCUCCCAGAUGGCUACCACGGCGUCGUGGUAACCAAGCUGCCGAAAGAUGAAUCUGUCACCAAAAGAGUGGCGGGAUAUGAAAGCGAGGAUGAAGAAGAUAACGAAGAACCUCUUUCUCAACUUGAGUCAGUUGGAAGGUUCUCUGCAUUUACAGUAUGGGAGCACGAGAAGCUCCCUACGGACGACGACCUAUACGUUCGGUCUAUGGAGGAGUGGGUAUCGUUUGCACAUUCGAUACAUGACGACAGAGCGGGACCUGCACAGUUGAAAAAUUGA